Zophobas morio is the source of this 922-nucleotide messenger RNA. RefSeq names its product gustatory receptor for sugar taste 64e-like. Gene Ontology annotation, biological process: sensory perception of chemical stimulus; detection of chemical stimulus involved in sensory perception of taste. The record is from RefSeq and is a predicted model, not a curated record. NCBI's taxonomy places the organism in Eukaryota, Metazoa, Arthropoda, Insecta, Coleoptera, Tenebrionidae. Gene Ontology annotation, molecular function: taste receptor activity. Gene Ontology annotation, cellular component: membrane. The transcript has 5 exons. Bases 42 to 689 code for a protein of 215 amino acids.
GGUUUUCAUUGGUUCCUUUCAAUGGCCUGGCAGCCUUUUUCAUGACGGCCACCAGUCUGCUCGGACAUUUGAUUUGGUCGUUUAAUGACCUGUUUAUAGUCGCGAUUAGUUCGGCCUUGGCCCUGCGUUUCAAACAAAUAACAAAUCGAUUGUGCCUAGACGAAAAAAAGUCGAACUCCAACAACUACUGGACCGAAAUCCGCGCUGACUACGACCGCUUGGUCCACUUAUCCAGGAAGCUCGAGAAGUACUUUUCCCACAUCGUGCUGCUAUCCUACUCGGCGAACAUUUUUUUCCUGUUGAUCCAACUGUCGAACGUCAUUGGGCACUUAAACCACGAAGUCCAAAUUUUGUACUACACCUAUUCGUUUUCGUUUCUGAUUUUGAGGGUCGUGAUGGUUUCUUUGUACGGGGCUUGGAUUAUCGAUGAGAGUAAAGGACCGGCGAAUAUUCUUCAUUGUGUCCCGUCGGCUACUUACAAUCUAGAGGUAAGCCAAAUUUUUUGGGCCAGAUUUUCCAAAUUUGAGUUCCAGAUUCGGCGACUUUUGCUUCAAAUUAGUUUCAACGAUGUUGGAAUCACUGGAAAUAGAAUGUUCAAAGUGACUCGGGGGCUGCUACUAAAUGUUGCUGGUGCUAUUGUUACGUAUGAACUCGUGAUCAUUCAAUUCAAUGACACGAAAGUCCAGUAGAUGUUAUUAGAUUAGCAAGAAAGUGCAGUGUUUGCAUUUGCGUCAUGUAAUUUUUUAAUCGAUGCUUUUAAUCUCUUAGGUGUAAGUUGAUCUCACGCUAGAGACUGUUUUAAUGUAGAUUAUCGUUUCUGAGGGUGCCAGUGUUAGUUUAUGUGUAGCUUUAAAUGUUACAGGAUAUUAAAUUGGUGUUAGUAUUCAUUGUGGUACAACUAAACGACCAUUAAAUCAGGUUG